Messenger RNA from Schizosaccharomyces japonicus yFS275, 668 nucleotides. RefSeq names its product adenosine 5'-monophosphoramidase. Gene Ontology annotation, molecular function: catalytic activity. Lineage: Eukaryota; Fungi; Ascomycota; Schizosaccharomycetes; Schizosaccharomycetales; Schizosaccharomycetaceae. The coding region runs from base 150 to 551 and encodes 133 amino acids. The record is from RefSeq and is a predicted model, not a curated record. The transcript has a single exon.
UGCUUACCUAUCCUCGACCUCACCCUUCCACUUGCUCUGUCGCUUUAGUGCCGAUCAACUCAACGAUUUACUGUCGAUCAAAGCAACACCAUAUAUGUCCACCAUGUAACCAAUCUCGUUUAUCCGUCUGCACACACCCACAGAACACCAUGUCUUGUAUUUUCUGUCGUAUCAUCAAAGGUGAAAUUCCCUGCAUCAAAAUCGCCGAGACAGCCAAGUCUCUCGCGUUCAUGGACAUUGCUCCCACUAGCAAAGGUCAUGCUCUCGUUAUCCCUAAGGAACACGGUGAGAGACUUACCGAUCUGAGUGACGAGUCAUGUGCUGAUCUUCUUCCAUUGGCUAAGCGUGUUGCUAAGGCUACUGGUGCUGAGAACUUCAACAUCCUCCAAAACAACGGUCGCUUGGCCCACCAAGAAGUCGGCCACGUCCAUGUCCACGUCAUCCCCAAGCCUAACACCGAAUUCGGUUUGGUCGUCGGCUGGCCCUCCUUCUCCAUCUCCAAGGAGGAGCUCUCUGAGCUUGGUGAGCAAAUUCGCUCCCGUAUGGAGUAAAGAGUAAGAACUCGCGUAAUUCUUUCUAAAAACGCAUACAUUAAUAAGUCCACCACAUCCCGUUCCACCGAGCCUGCUGGUUGGUUUCUUGUCAGUAGAGUGGAAGGUGCCCCGCUU